AGAGGAAGAGCAGGGAAAAAGAGUUACCACUUAUUGCUUCUCAAUUUCUGCUUUGCUCUGCUCAACUUUGUGCUCAUCAAAGCGAGCGGGAGCGGAAGGAGAUGGACUUCUCUCAGGCCGUCCUCGAUCCGUCCGCCAAUGGAGCGGCGCCGAAUCCCAGGAAGAGAGGUAGGGAGAUCGGAGUCCCGGUGGCGAUGGCAUUACCGCAGCAGAACCGAUCUAUCGACCUCUUAUCGUUGCAACCACAGCCUCCGCUUCCGCCCCCGGCGUUGGUCCGCUUCGCCCAGCUUCAAAGCCAUCCUCCUGCCGUCGUCUCCACGGGCCUUCGCCUCUCCCCCGAGGAAGGACUCCUUUCCACUUUUUCUACCUCUUUUCUCUCUUCCAUUGUCUCUGAGGAGCUCGCCGCCCAUCUCAACCAACAGAAGGGAGAAAUCGAGCAGUUCCUUGGCGCCCAGCGAGAUCAGCUGCGGCGGGCGUUGGCGCAGAAGCGGCGAAGGCACUACCGUUCUUUAAUAGGUGCGGCGGCGGAGUCGGCCGCACAGAGGCUACGUGAGAAGGCAGCGGCGGUGGGGCGGUUGACGCGGCGGAUCAUCGAGCUCGAGGACCACCUUGCCCGCCUCCGUACCGAGUCCAUGGCGUGGCAAGCCAAGGCCAUGGCCGACCAGGCGACGGCAGCUUCUCUCGAGGCCCAGCUCCAACAGGCGGCCGCAGCUGCAGCGUCCCGGGCGCAGGGUGGCCCGUGCGGCGAGUCGAUACCGGCCGAGGACGCGGAGUCGGUCUACGUGGACCCGGGCCGAGUCGAGAUGAAGCGGGCGUGCCGCGCGUGUCGGGCGCGACUGGCUUCGGUGGUACUCCUCCCCUGCCGCCACCUCUGCCUCUGCGACGCCUGCCACGGCGGGGAAAGCCCGGCCGAGUCGUGCCCGGUUUGCGGCUGUGUCACAACUGGGAGAAUCCGAGUCUUGCUCGGUUGAGGCGACGAAUCCCAGCCGUCCAAAAUCCCCAUGAACAAAAGAAAAUAAAAAUAGAAAACGUAAAACAUUAAAGAAAAAGAGAGAAGAAAAAGGAAAAAGAAAAGAUGAGGAGAAGUCGGGAUUUUCUAACUCAUCUUAUUCUUUUUCUUUUCAGCUUCAAAUUUUCUACCAAUUUAUCAUAAUUUCAUGGUUUUAUUUCGUGUAACUAUGAAGCCCAUCGGCACCGUUCGUUUCGUCAACUUGGAGAGGAGCGCUUGAUUGCGCUCACGUGGCCGACCCGUUUCCAAAUGGAUAAGCUCAUUUGUAACUAAUUACCGGACCAAAUAUUUUAGAUCAUUUUUUC
Molecule: messenger RNA, 1314 nt
Organism: Musa acuminata subsp. malaccensis (wild Malaysian banana)
Lineage: Eukaryota; Viridiplantae; Streptophyta; Magnoliopsida; Zingiberales; Musaceae
Product: BOI-related E3 ubiquitin-protein ligase 1
Molecular function (GO): ubiquitin-protein transferase activity
Source: RefSeq, a predicted model, not a curated record